GUCCAAUCUUGUCAAAAGUCAUAUUUGUCAAGUGAUGAUUAAUAACAAUUGUUUUUUUGAGAAAAUGUAAAAUUUCAAAAAUAUUCAAAACAAAUUUGAGUUUAUAACUAUUAAUUACAAACAAUGGCUUACGUUAACGUUAAAGACUGGUCGGUGGACCAGGUUACAGACUGGUUAAAAGGAUUGGAUAACGUUAUUUUGCAAUACAACUCCUCUUUUCUAAACAAUGGGGUAACCGGUCAUCAGCUAUUGAAUUUACGAUCUGAUGACUUGGAACACUUAGGAGUAAAAAUGUUGGGACAUCAAGAAAUUAUUUUAGAGGCCGUAGAACAACUAAGAAAUUUCCAUUUUGAAUUGGAUAAAGAAAAUUUACAAACUUUAGCUUUAAAACUGUCUUGUGCAGCAAAUUCUUUAUAUAAAGAACUUUUAUUAAUAGAUGACGAUUGUGCUGUAUUACAUACUCAAGUAAUGGCAGAUGUUCACAAUAUAAUUACUACAAUUAAACCUUUGGCCUAUUGGCUAGAUAGGUCUCCAUUUGUUGGUGAUAAAGAUUAUAUUGAUAAUAAGACAAGCCUCUUGCAAUUAGGUUUUGAAAUGGCAACUAGUGCUCAUAGAGGAAUAUUUUCUGAGAAACCAGUAUGUACUAUUAGGAAAAUUUGUGAAAAACUUGCAAAAAUUUCUGAUCAUAUUAUCCAGGAGAUAAUGGAUCCUAUGAUAUUACAACCUGCUUCUUUAGACUUAGCUACAUUAAAAAAGAAAGAGCAAGAACUUGGUUUCUUUAUAUUGCCCAGUUAUCAUGCUGUACAUCAAAUAGCUGAAAUUAAACAUGGUUCUCCUGCUCACACAAGCUCUAAAAUAGAAGAAGGAGAUGAAAUUGUUCAAGUAAACUAUCAAACAGUUGUGGGAUGGCAAAGAAAAAAAGUAAUGAUGCUUUUACAAGAAUCGCCACCGGAAAUAGUAUUAACAUUGAAAAAACGACCGAGACAUACCAAAGUUUACGGUCAGAUAUAUAUGAAACCAUAUCGUUUGCCAAGCAGAAAAAGAAGUGGUCAAAAUUGGUCUUCGAGAUGGAAUGAUAACAUACCAUCUCCCAGGCUACUUCCAAUUAUUAAUUUACCACCUAUAACUAUUUCAAAGAGUGAAGAUGAAGCCGAAGUGGCAGACGCUGAAACAGAAUUAAGCAGUAGUGAUAGUGAACCACCAGACAGUCCUUUGGAUUCAAGUUGUCGAAUGUAUCCCCUUAAACCUCGACCGAUAUUACAAAGGCGUAACACCAUAUCUGGAGGUACACCAACCAACAAAAGGGCUUAUCCGUCCAUUGAACAGUAUUGGGAUUUUAUAAAAUCGCGCAAUAACAACGCCCAUUCGAGCUCCUAUCACAUUGACAGUACAAAAUUUGAUGAAGACACAAAAUUUUUAAGAGACAAAAGCGCUUCAUGCAACGUAGGUUUAGAUUUGACACCUAGACCGACGACCGUUAUAGGUCUUGGUCAUACAAACAACGCAGUUCAUAGGAAGAAUUCUAAAGAAAAAUCGCACAAAAAGAAAGUCAAUUUUCAGGAAGAAAAGAAAACUGAAGAUAAACACUUGGAGGAAGAUAGCGAGAAGAAAUUCAAAGAACAAAAACUAUUAGAACCUUCUAAUUUAGAUUCCGAAAAGAGUAUCAGUGUAGCCAGCUUAGCCAGCCUUAAUAAUGAAAGUAUUUCAUUUAUAGAUGAAGAUGUAAAAGUAAAACCUUUUAAAUUUCAUUUGUCAGGAAGAGAAUUGACCGAUCGAACAAGCAUGACUAUAGAUUAUUGGAAAAAAGAAAUAGUAGAUGAGAUAAUAGAUUCUAUUAAAAACAAAGCUAUCUUAGACGAAAAACCAAAAGGUUCUAGAAAAGAUAAAAAGAUAGAAGACAUGCCCAAAGAAGAUGUAGUAUUGAAUAUCAUACCAGAAAAAGAUGAAACGUCUACAAAGGUGGAAGAACACGAAAAUCAAGUCAACAUAGAAAAAAAUGACAAUAAAUCAUCUAGCUUAGCUCUAAUAAAAGAUCCCAUACUUUCCGAAAUAAAUGUGCAUAAUAUAAUAAAAAAAUUCGACGAACAGAAAUUAGAUACACCAAAAAAACCUAUAAUUCUUCCGAGAACUCAAAUAAAAAAAUCUCCAGAUGUACCCCCAAAGCCUGAGCCUAAAGUAAAACCAGCAGUACCUCCCAGAAGCGCCACUACGAAAUUGAGAGGAAAAUUAGAUAAAAGCCACAGCACUCCAGCUUAUGAUCUAUCAGAAGAACCAGAAAAAUUUGAACACACACCAAUAUUAUUACCUAAAGAAAUUACAACAGAUAUCGUUAGAGAAAUAAAAGAAAAUAGGGAAGUUAAAGAGUUUAGAGAGACAAAAAGGGAAGUUUUAAAGGAUGUUAGAGUUCCACCUUUAGAGGAUUCUUUAUAUCAGUUAGGAAUCCCAGUUGUUGAAUUACCUAAUCACCUAAAUGGGGAUAUGCUAAAAGAGGAGAAAAUAUCUGAUGUUCCUCCUAAACCUCCUCCAAGGAACAUGGUUGACUUCCCGAAACCAGCUUAUCCAGCAGAUUCGCCAAAACCUCAACUCAAUUUAAGCAAAACAACAAACGAACCAGUGCCAUCCAAACCAGUGUUUGAUUUUCCCGAACCACCAUCGGCAAGUUAUGCACAUUUGGAAGUUAAAAAUAUGUUGGAAGAAAAAUUGACAACAAAGCAUUUUGAGCCGAGAAUGGUGUCUACGCCGCUGGCUAAGGGAAAAUUAGAGUACGAUAGCGAUCCAAAAUUGGUUUCUAGCUCUAAAGGUAGAAUAGAUUACGAAAGCGAUACUGCGAAUUAUAAAGCAUCUCCAAGUUACGAGAUUCAGAAGAGCUCAAGUGAAACUAAAGUUUCUCCAACUAAUAGUAUUGUUAAGGGAUUGAUUUCUGGAAAGAAGUCUGGAAAGAAAAAGAGUUUGCUCACAGCAAAGAGAAGAAAAGUUACUGUUAAUGACCUUAGUCCAGCUGAUAUCCAAGGUUACCUGUUCCAAAGGUUGCGUGGAAAACAUAAUCAGAUAGUUCAUUGGGAAAAGCGCUGGUUUGUUCUAUUGGGUAAUUGUUUAUACGGUUUCAAAACAAAAGAAGAUCCGAAAGCAGCAUGUUUAAUUUUUCUAUCUGGUUUCACAGUUGCUGUUGCCAGUGAAGUCAAAUCCAGAUCACAUUCAUUCAAAGUAUACCACACAGGCACCGUCUUCUAUUUCUCAGCCGAAGACCCAGACGCUUUACAAUCUUGGAUAGAUCUGAUCAGAUCGGCGACACUUCAAAACGAUACACAAAAGAAUCAAGAUUCAAGUUUGUACUCCGAAACCGAUGAGUCUGAUACCGAAAGAUUGAAACCACCGGUAGAAAAAUCGGAUUCGUUGAAAAAAUUUGGGUCGUUAAAAAAGUUCACUUCGAAAAAAUCUAGUGGAGAUUCCAGUCCGGGCGGUAGUACGAGUUUAGAUAGGAAAUGGUUUUUUAAUAAAUCGAGUAGUCAUAAAAAAGACUCGGUUCCUGUUCCAACAGCACAGUUUAGAUCCUACAAAAAAAUUCGUACAAUUGAUAGUCAAUCCAGUGUUACUACAGGUAAUUUCACAUCUCAUGUUCCGUUAUUCUGUUCUCAAAAUCUGACAAAUCCCCAAAAUGCUAGUGUGCCUAAUUUAACGAUGGAAAGUACUAGACCUGAUUUUAAUCAGGGAAUUCCAAAAUGCAGACCGAAGCCUAUUAAUUACAUCCAUGCUAGUAAUCCAAGCUUAGGUAACGUCAUUUCCGACUUUGUGUCUUCGAAUAUUAAUAAAAGCCAGUUCAAAGCUGCCAAAGAAAGUUUAGCAGGGUUUGUAACACUAGAGGAAUUAAUGAUUAAACAAACCGAGGAAAGAAAAAUGAACCCACAUCACAUUUUUGAAGAAGUUAACAGAAAUAUGCAGUUUAUUAAACCAGAUAUUGUUUAUGGAGAAAUACCUAUUCGUUCUCAACCCAUUGAUGAUACAUCAGAUAAUAAUUCGUCGUGCAGUUCAAAAACCCAAACUUCGUCUUCUAGCGAUAAAAAUAACAGCAGUAGCUCGUGCUUUGGUAAACGUUUAGGAUCUCUCAAAAAAAAUCAAAACAAAAAUGACGAUUUUGAAAAUAAAAUAUCAACGUAUCCCAAAAUUAGUAAAGGCUGCGAUCAAAAAUUGAAUAGGUCUCUACCAAGGACGCACAAAAUUCAAGAGAAAUAUUCAAGGUAUGAUAAUGCUCCGCCACAAUGUAUAUAUGAUAAAGAAAUGUCCGUGAAGCACAAGGAACGAUCUUAUGAAAUGAUAUAUUGUCCAGAAACUGUGAACGAUGUACAAUUUGCCACAAACAGAGCAUUAGAUGACACAAUGUAUAAUGACAAUCCAAAAAAGGUUAGCAAAAUUAAGAAACAACACAGUUUCACUUCCACUGACAAAAAAAGCAAAUUUGGUAGUAAGGUACAAGAUUCUUCGUCGACUAUGAUUAAGUUGAAAUCGGCCAUUCAAUAUACACCGAUGUCACUACCUUCUGGUCAGGAUCCUAAAUCAAAACCGAAAUUCGCUUUUGAAUUGAAUCUCGACGAAAAAUCACAAAAAACCGGAAAACUGAAACAGAUGUUUGGAGCAAAAUCGGAAAGUAAAAAGGAAAAAACAUUUUUAGGUUCCCCGAAAUUACACAGGGCUAUAUUUAAGAAAAAUAGCUCAGGAUCUGAUAUUAGUUGGCCUUCAGGAUCAUCUUCAAGUAAGCAAUUUUCCAUGUCUCAAAGUAUAUACUCUUUAGAAAAUUCUCCUCCAGUGAUAAAUGAACCGUUCGAAGUGGCCGUGACUCCUAACGCCGAUUAUCCAGGCCUCGAAUACCCACCAAUCUUCGAACCUGAAACAUAUUCUUUAGCAAAUCCCCAAUCCAGCUUAAAUGUAUUAAGAAAACAAGGAAAAAAUACUCAAUAGUAGAUAUUAUUGAGAUAUUCAUCAAUAAUUCACAUCUGUAUCGGUGGAAUAGUUGACUAAACAUUUUAGAACAAAUUAAACCGAACCGAUACCUUUUAAAAUGGUAAAAUUUCAUAACACAAUCUACUGACGUAAUUGCAGCUGAAUAUUUGAAUUAUUCACUGAUUUUAUACAGGGUGUUCUGAUCUAUUUGUGAAAUGGUGCUAGUUUUUUUGUGUAAAUAUUUAAUAGAAAGUAGCUACGGAGUAAGAACUGUACAUCCUGUAUUUUGUUUUAGAUUAACUCACUUUUGCAAUACUUUCUUUGUUAAAAAUUAUUAAUUUUCCGACAAUAUUAAGUCAAUAUACUAGAUGUUAGUUUAGCAAUCCUAUUGGAUAUACCUGUUAUUUGAAGAUUAAGUUUUCUAAUCAAAUAAUGUAUACGAUAUGAAAAAUGUCCGUUAUUAAAUGUAUGUUCGUUUCAUGGAUCAAGAUUUUAUCCAUUUCCGUACACUACUUUCAGAUUUUGUUCUUAUUAUACAUAAUGAAGGUAGGCGAAAAAAUUACGGACAAAAUUUCAGGAAUUUGAGAAGUCGGAUUCAGAUUGGUCUUUUUGCAAUCAUUUUUCAAAGUUAUUUGAAAAAAUUGUGCUUUGUCCACUUUUUCUUUAACUAAAUUAUAUUUUUUUUGAUUUGAUAGAAAACUAGUUUUAAACAAAACAGAUCAAAAUUGAAAUUUCGAUCUAUUUCAAUCAAAUAUAUCAAAAAAUAUCUAAAAUUAGAACGAUUUAUCAAGUAAAACAUAUAAAAUGGUCUAAGAAGAGAAAAACUACAUUUUUCUCAACUUACUUGCCAUCCGGAAGUAUUUUGAGUCGUAGAUUAUCGGCAACCACCAUUAGGGGACCUGAUAUACUGGAAUGCUCAAUAUCAUUUUACGAAUUUUUUCGAAUCACUCUUUUUGAUCCCGACAUCGGCUACCAUCCUCUCCUCCGGUAUCAACUGCCUUCGGAUAUAAUUUUUGGUUCGUUUAUAAAAAGUUAUAUAAGUUCGUGAUUUAUAAAAAAAAACUCAUUUUGAAUUGUAGACAGGUUUCUUCGAGUUUUUUAUGAGGUUAAUAUAAUACUGCGCGUUCACAGUUCGUUGUUUAGUGAAAAAAUCACUUGUAAUUACUCCUUUCAUGUCCCAAAACGCAGUACACAACACCACCCCCUAAGUAGAACACUAUUCAUACACUUGAGUCCUCAUACCCUAAUUUAUCAUGUAAUUUUAAAUAAAACUGCGUUGAUUUCACAUUAACUUUACAAAAAAAAAGAAUAAUGGUGCGUUGCGCUACAGACAAAGUACAUCCUUAUCGCUCAUGACUAUAAUUACACUGAAAAGCGGGGUUACGCGGUCCCGACUGUUCUCUAAGUUUCGUAAUAGACCAGUCUAUCAUCCAGUGCAGCCACUUUAACGAUACUAAAAUGUUCGCGCGUUUAUUCAAAAAUUCUGUUUCAUAUUUGGACUGUCCUCAUAUUUAUGAUGAUUUAAUUUCUAUGUACUCAAUAUCCAUCACAUAUUCUAUAAUCUUUACCAUAAAUAUUAGAAAUAUUAUUAUUGGAGUUAUUAAUAAGUUUAAAAUCAUUAAAUGGGUUGAAACAAUUGUGUUUUUUUCUUCAAAUCACUUUAUAAAUUUAUAAUUUUAGUGGAGGUGGUUUUUUGUAUCUCAUAUUAUAUUCAAUAGAUGGCAUUUAGUUUUAUUUUUCUGCGUGAUGCAAUUGACACAUUCCCAUAUUUCAUUUGAAGGGCUUUAAGUUAUUCGAGCCAGAUCAAAUUUAUAUAUUUAUAUUUAUUAAUAUAUACAUGCUAGAGUUUUUAAGAAUUGGACUGCAUAUAUUGUGAUGUAUUUGUCAGUUUUUUUAAAUGGUAUUUUAAAAAUGAAAAUAUGUAUUCAGUAUUAUCUUGUAUAUAUAACUAAAUAAAAAAUGAAACUGUUAAUUUUAAGUGCCAAAACAUUUGUUUUGUUAUAGUUGAAUAAAAGUGAAGCGUUUAUUUGUU
Molecule: messenger RNA, 6967 nt
Organism: Diorhabda carinulata
Lineage: Eukaryota; Metazoa; Arthropoda; Insecta; Coleoptera; Chrysomelidae
Gene: cnk
Exons: 18
Coding region: 124-4953 (1609 amino acids)
Molecular function (GO): protein binding
Source: RefSeq, a predicted model, not a curated record